AUGCCGUUUUACGCUGUUGCAGCAGGACGGUCGCGCGGCAUCUUCACGGCAUGGGACAACGGAGCCAAGGAGCAAGUGACGGGUUAUCCAUCGGCCAUAUUCAAGAAGUUUAACACUGAAGCAGAGGCUGAACGCUUUCUAAAUCAGCAUGAUAACGUUGUACUUCGGAAACGCCCUCGCCUGGACGACGGCAUUCCAAGCGAAGCCACGACUGUCGCUCCAUUGCGCACGCGCCAACGAACUGAUGCAGCUCCACUGGGAAAUGGAAGCGCCGCUCGGCGACAACCCCACUAUGUGGUGUCCAAAGGCCAUUCGACGGGCGUGUUUGCAACAUGGGGCGACGUUGAGGGUGCAAUAUUAAACUUUCCCCAGCCUGAGUUUCGCAAGUUUUCCACGAAACACGACGCCGACGCGUACUGGGCCCGGCAUCGUCCCGAGCCAACUGGGUCGAUCUUAAAGACGGUCCCUGUGGUGGCAACGUCGUCUCGCUCUCAGGCGGCGGCUUGUCCUGCGCCAGGAACAACGAAUGCUCCACCCACGAAGUACUACGCAUUGGCGAAAGGUCGAAAAGGCGUUCGCGGGAUCUUCUCAUCAUGGGCAGACGUGGAACCCCAUGUUACCAACUAUUUCAACGCCACGUACAAGUCGUUUUCGUCGUUGGAAGAGGCGGAAACGUACAUGCGUGCCCAAGCCGCUGUCGCGGUCGGAGGAACGAUGGGCACCCUGGCCACUGACCCAGAUCCCCUGGACCCUUCGACACUCGUGGCUUUCUGUGAUGGAAGCGCCAUCGGCAACGGCAAAGUCUCCUGCAGGGCAGCGUUUGCGUGUGUGUUUCCGCACAAUGAAUCGUGGAAUGUGGCGGAGAAGCUCCCGAUGGGGCAGGCUGCUGCUGCCACCAACAACAGGGCUGAGUACUUGGCGGCGCUGGAAGCGCUGAAGCGAGCAAACAUCCAAGACCCGAGCCAAAUCCAACCGCUGUACAUCUUUUCCGACAGCAUGCUGCUGAUCCGAUCUCUUACGGAGUGGCUGCCAACAUGGAUCAAGAACAACUGGCGCAAAGCAGACGGCGAAGCGGUGAAAAAUGUCGACUUGCUCCAUCAAUUGACGCUGACAAGGGGCAACAGGCGCGUCCUGUGGCAUCAUGUCAAGGCCCAUACGAACAAGCGCGACUGGAAAUCCAUUUGGAACGACAAGGUCGACCAGUUGGCGCGGGCGACAGCACUGUCCUAGAGCCAUCCUUUCGAGUUUGACCGUCUUGAACAAGACAACACUCGGCAGCAGUGUGUGCGUCCUUCGCUGUCCAUGCAAGUUGUGCCGGCAAUUCCGCGAACGUUCUUCAUGUGGCACGUUGUCGCCAACGCAGACGUCAUUUGUGUCGGUGCAAAGUGCACUAGGAAUGCCAUGGAUGUGUAUAAAACCGUUCACGCCGACUCUCGAUUCGGAGCACUGGCUCAACAUGGCCUGCAGACUCUCCUCUCUCGAUCGUGUUCGUGGUGGAAGGGGCAGAGAAAACCA
This is a messenger RNA of Aphanomyces invadans, 1515 nucleotides long. RefSeq lists its product as hypothetical. Lineage: Eukaryota; Oomycota; Saprolegniomycetes; Saprolegniales; Verrucalvaceae. Gene Ontology annotation, molecular function: RNA-DNA hybrid ribonuclease activity; nucleic acid binding. Gene Ontology annotation, biological process: DNA replication, removal of RNA primer. The transcript has 2 exons. The coding region runs from base 1 to 1230 and encodes 409 amino acids. The record is from RefSeq and is a predicted model, not a curated record.